AUGUCUACACAAACUACUGUCUUCGUCUCUGGUGCAACAGGUUUCAUUGCCCUUCAUGUGGUUGACAAACUGCUAAGAGAAGGCUAUAAAGUAAUUGGAUCAGCCCGUUCUCAAGAGAAAUGUGAUGAAUUGUUACAAAAAUUUAACUACAAUCCAUCAAUAUCCACGGAAAUUGUUCCGGAUAUCUCCAAUUUGGCUGCAUUUGAUGAUGUAUUUAAAAAGCAUGGCCAUGAAAUAAAAAUUGUUCUUCACACAGCUUCGCCCUUCCGUUUUGAUGUCAAUGACUAUGGGAAAGACCUAUUGAUUCCUGCUGUCAAUGGUACCAAAUCUGUUUUGAAUGCAAUUAAGAAAUACGGCGCCCAGUCUGUGGAAAGAGUUGUGGUCACUUCCUCAGUUGCCGCACAGAUAAACAUCAAAGGUGCUAACCGCGAUGAUCUUGUUCUUACUGAAGAAAGUUGGAAUGACGCCACUUGGGAAAAUUGUCAAACUGAUCCAAUGGCAGUCUAUUGUGCUUCUAAGACCUUUGCAGAAAGAGCAGCAUGGGAUUUUAUUAGAGAGAACAAGGAUCAGGUAAUAUUUAAGCUUUCUACUGUUUUACCCGUUUAUGUUUUUGGUCCACAGUUAUUCCCUGAACCUUCCAAAAAAGAAUUGAAUACUUCUUCCGAAAUUAUUAAUCAAAUAGUUCAUGCUGAUAAGGAUACUGAGCUGAUGCAAUUAAAUGGCGGGUUCAUCGAUGUGCGUGAUGUAGCUAAGGCCCAUUUAUUGGCAUUCCAAAAAGAUGAAUGUGCCUCUCAAAGAUUAUCUUUGCAUGGUGGGAUGUUUGCUACCCAGGAUUUUUUGGAUAUCAUUAAUGAAGAUUUCUCACAGUUGAGAGGGAAAAUACCCGUGGGAAAACCUGGAACAGGCAAACUUAUUACAAGCAAGGGAUAUCAAAUCAAUAACGACAAGACGAAGAAGCUAUUAGGUUUCCCAUUCAUUGGCUUGAGAGAAUGUGUUGAUGAUAGUGUCAGCCAAAUCUUGAAAAUGGAAGAUAUGACUGAAUAG
Molecule: messenger RNA, 1044 nt
Organism: Naumovozyma castellii
Lineage: Eukaryota; Fungi; Ascomycota; Saccharomycetes; Saccharomycetales; Saccharomycetaceae
Product: SDR family oxidoreductase
Exons: 1
Coding region: 1-1044 (347 amino acids)
Source: RefSeq, a predicted model, not a curated record